AAGCUGCAACCUUUGUCUUGGACGAUUGAUUUGAUUCGACCGCACGCUUGCUAGACAGGAGGAUAGGGAGAGGCCGUAGACCCACCUCUAACACGUCGCGAAACAUGUUGUUGCUCAUUAUCGUAGCAGGAUUGUUCGUCGCUGUUAGACGACUGCUUCAACGUGGUUCACUAUCUCGGCUACUUAUUUUCGGGGGUUUGACGAUCGCUGGCGUACACUUCGCGACGAACCUCCUACCGCAUACAAACUAUGCUGAUGGGAUGACGCUCGUUGUCGUUGGGUUGAUUUGUACUUGCGCGCUGGCAGCGGUGGUACACCACGAUAUUAGGACAGAUGGGGGGUUGACUAGAGAUCACGAAGAGUUCGUUUUGAUCUCGCUAACAGCCCUAGUCUGGCUAACACUGACGAUGGCGUGGAGAAUCUCGCACUAUCCGGAUGCUCCAGACUUGACGAUACCAAAUUCUGUGGUCUCCAGGGCACCAUCCCCCGCACCCUCGCGCCAGGUGCAUAGGCCAAUCAUCUACGAUUCUGGUUGUAUCCCUGGGAGACCGUGCGUCGUCGAAGAAUGGUACUGGUAGGGAAGCCAAAG
Messenger RNA from Cantharellus anzutake, 589 nucleotides. RefSeq lists its product as uncharacterized. NCBI's taxonomy places the organism in Eukaryota, Fungi, Basidiomycota, Agaricomycetes, Cantharellales, Hydnaceae. Bases 105 to 578 code for a protein of 157 amino acids. The record is from RefSeq and is a predicted model, not a curated record. The transcript is spliced from 6 exons.